UUUUUAUCAUAUAUUUUGUAUCAAUUGAGCAAAGACUCCUGCUUGAAGAAUAUGGUUUUGUAUUACUUCAUCAAAUAUCAUACUGAUGCUCAUCUCUAUUCAUGGUGAAAAGUUGAGCAAAAUAAUGUUGUAGAAAACAGAAGCCCAAACGGCUCUCAGUUGAGAAAUGUCACAUUGGUUUUUGGAGAAGGAAAAAAAGAUCAAUCUGAUGAAUUCCAGUAUCUAAUUGUAGGUGCUAGGUUAUAAACAAGCUACUAUUUCUUACCUAGAAACGAUCAAUUUGUGUUACUGUUGUUUCUGCUCUAAGGUAAGGUGGAAAUGAUGAAGUGUUUCCCUUCAUACUUUGUCAUGUUAAUUGUGUAUGUUUAUGAUCAUUUGUUAGAUUACUUGAUUGUUGAUGUCUCUUGGAGUGGUGGUAAUUGUUAAGAAGCAUUUUAAAUCCUCUAUACUACAGUAUCUUGAAUUCAAUCAGUAUUUUGAGAACUGCCUAGUGAGGGUGAGUCAACUAUCAUGUGAAUGGAUGUGUGAAUUCUCGCUACGCAAUAGGAAUUACUCGAAUCGUACAUGAAAAUGUCUGAUUUAUAUACUCCAUAUAGAUAGGUUGUGCAGGUUCAAUUGUGCCAAUGCUGUAAUCUUCAAAAUCAUGUUAAAUCGUUUGACCAUCUUACUCAGCAGCUGAUGUCUGUCCAUAUUCGUGAUUGGGUCGAGUUAUUUAACCAGUCACGGGUUGUGGAAGUAAAUUCUGUCUUGAAUAGUUUCUGGUUAAGACAGACGUUAUUUAGCUCUUUGGUUAACUUCUUCAUGCCAUGUCUUUUCCUGCAAGCAAUUGUAAUGAGCAAAUGGUUUUGUGCAGGAAUGUCCAAGGUAGGGCGCCCACGCAAAAAGGGGCGAAAGCGGAAAAAUGUAUCAAUACAGGAUGAAUUUAGUGGUGUUGAAGUCACUGUACCUUUGCUCCCACGCGCAAAGAGAGGACGCCCACGGAAAAAUGUAUUAAAACAGGAUGAAUCCAGUGAUGUUGAAGUCACUAUACCUUUGCUCCCACGCGCAAAGAGAGGACGCCCACGGAAAAAUGUAUUAAAACAGGAUGAAUCUAGUGAUGUUGUGGUCACCCUACCUUUGCGCCCACCUGCAAAGUUAGGGCGCCCACGGAAAAAUGUAUUGAAACAGGAUGAAUCUACUGAUGUUGAAGUCACUGUACCUUUGCGCCCACCCGCAAAGUUAGGGCGCCCAAGGAAAAAUGUAUUAAAACAGGAUGAAUCCAGUGAUGUUGAAGUCACUUUACCUUUGCUCCCACGCGCAAAGAGAGGACGCCCACGGAAAAAUGUAUUAAAACAGGAUGAAUCUAGUGAUGUUGUAGUCACUGUACCUUUGUGCCCACGGAAAAAUGUAUUAAAACAGGACGAAUCUAGUGAUGUUGUAGUAACUGUACCUUUGCGCCCACGGGAAAAUGUAUUAAAACAGGAUGAAUCUAGUGACGUUGAAGUCACUGUACCUUUGCCCCCACACGCAAAGUUAGGGCGCCCAAGGAAAAAUGUAUUUAAACAGGAUGAAUCUAGUGGCGCUGAAGUCACUGUACCUUUGCUCCCACGCGCAAAGUUAGGGCGCCCACGGAAAAAUGUAUUAAAACAGGAUGAGUCUAGUGCUGUUGAAGUCACUGUUCCUAAGAACAUUCAUCGCCGUGGUCAUGCAAGGCAAUCUAGAAGCAGCAAUUGCACAAUCACCACUGAAAGAGGAAAGUUGGACUCAGGCAGAUUCCUUUGCUACCUCAUGCACAUAUGGGAUGGAUUACCGGAAGAGAAAGUGGAAUCAGCUACAUAUUUCGACCCUUUGUGGUUCGAAAUGUAUGCCAAUCGGGAUAAAAGAGCCAAUGUAUUGAGCUGGAUCAAGGAGAAGGACAUUUUAUCAAAGAAAUGUGUUUUCGUCCCUAUAGUUAAGUGGUCUCACUGGAGUCUCUUAAUCAUGUAUAACUUGGGCCAAAGUCUUGAUUCAGAAACUAAUGCUCCUUGCCUGCUGCUGCUGGAUUCAUUGCAAAGCAUGGAUCCUAAACGGCUCGAACCAUCAAUAAGAAGACUUCUCAUUGACAUCUAUGAAUCGGAGGGGAGGACAGAGAGCAAGAAGGAGCUCCAGAAGAUUCCUCUCUGGAUUCCGGAGGUCCCGCAGCAGAAAGAGGGCAACGAAUGUGGAUUUUACGUUCUAUACUACAUACGCCACUUCAUAGAUAGCCCCCUUCAAAGUUUCAAUGUAUCUAAGGGUAAUCCGAACAUGAUGGGAAAGGAUUGGUUCACCGAUGACCAAGUGGAGUACUUCUGCAAAGAGCUAGAGGCUCUUCCUAGUGUAACUGACCCUGAUCCUGCUUCCUAUGAUUCUAGUGAUUCUAUCGAAGUAGUUACUGCUGCGUCCUCUGUUCAUACUUUUCUAAGAAAAUGAGAGGCUAAGUACUACCAAUAGAGAUUCUGCCAAAUAUGCAACUUUAUCUUUUGCACGCCGUGAAUACGAGUGAUAGCGAACGUAUAGGAAUAUAUGCAUAUGUAUGUAUGUGUGUCGUGUAGCCUAGCCUAACUUUGUUCAUGAGCUUGUCUCUGAAUCAUCGGAACGAGUUGCUGUUGCUGUUCCUUGCUGCUGUAAGAAUUGCAGAUGAUGGAAGUUGAAUAUGAUGUGCACUGGCUUUGAUGUUUUGUUUCAA
Molecule: messenger RNA, 2683 nt
Organism: Salvia hispanica
Lineage: Eukaryota; Viridiplantae; Streptophyta; Magnoliopsida; Lamiales; Lamiaceae
Biological process (GO): proteolysis
Molecular function (GO): cysteine-type peptidase activity; DNA binding
Source: RefSeq, a predicted model, not a curated record